Messenger RNA from Triticum aestivum (bread wheat), 1294 nucleotides. RefSeq lists its product as uncharacterized. NCBI's taxonomy places the organism in Eukaryota, Viridiplantae, Streptophyta, Magnoliopsida, Poales, Poaceae. The record is from RefSeq and is a predicted model, not a curated record. Gene Ontology annotation, molecular function: catalytic activity.
AUAAGGUAGGGCAGGAGAUGAUCCCAGCUGGGGUGAAGGUCCGCAGGAAGUAUGUGUUUCCUUCUGCCUCGGUGCUGGGUAAGAGAGGGGAAUGAAAUGAAGAGAAUUUCAGCAAGAUCAAGGGGGCGAGUAAGGACAAUGAGGUGGAUCAGAACAAAAAGAAGAAAUAGACAGAGGCAGACGCUGAAGCAAGCAGCAAGGGCAAGGAGGAAGACAAGGAAGCAGUCGGAACUGGGGCUCCCGGGGACCUGGUGGGUGCUAAAGAUGGCGCCCACCAGGAGCCAUGACAGUCCUGAGCUGGAACUGUCGGGGGAUUGGCCAACCCCGGACAGUUCAUGAGCUAGUUGGGCUAGUGCAUUCGCUCAAACCCAAACUAGUCUUCCUCUCUGAAACACGGCAAAAGGAUGACUACGUCAAUAAAUUAAGAUGGAGGCUAGGCCUCAAGCACUGUAUCAAGCAUGCCGAUACUGGAAAGAGUGCUGGUAUUGCCCUCUUCUAUGAUGAAAACGUAGAAAUAAAAGAACUUGCCGUUGGCCCGUGGUAUAUUGAUGUGUUGAUCCGUGUGUCUCCUAACAGCCCCCGAUGGAGGGGAACUUUUGUCUAUGGAGAGCCGAAAGCUCAUGAGAGAAUCCACAUGUGGAAUGUACUGAGAAGAUUGAGACCAAAUGCCUCUGAACCGUGGCUUGUGAUCGGGGACUUUAAUGAGACUAUGUGGCAGAGUGAACACUUCUCUAAGGCAAAGAGAUCUGAAACUAACAUGGCAAACUUCAGAAGGGUUCUAUCGGAUUGUAAUCUUCAUGAUAUUGGCUACAAAGGUAUGGCAUGGACGUACGACAACAAACAGAGCGGGUCCAGUAAUGUGAAAGCCCACCUAGACAGGGCAGUGGCCACACCAGAAUGGAGCACGGCCUUCAGGAAUGCAACAGUGGAGCACAUCAUCUCUGCAAGAUCAGACCAUGUCCCUGUUUUACUGCGACUUGGAAAAAGGAAGGAGUGGCGGCCGGUAAAAAGAAGUUUUAGAUAUGAAGCAAUGUGGGAAAGAGUGGAGUUACUCCCUGACACAAUCCGUAAUGCAUGGGAGAGGGGAGGACAAGGCAGAUCGAUGGAAGAUGUCGUAGCAAAGCUGAGAGACAUGCAGAAUACCUUGAGCUCGUGGGCACUGAAAGAUUUUUGCUCACUCCAAAACAAGAUCAGUUCGUGUAGAGGCAGACUAAAGUGGUUGUGGAACCAAACUGUUACACCUGAAAUUGAACGUAAGAUCAAGAUCACAACCGGAGAGCUGGAUGAACUACUA